This is a messenger RNA of Pan troglodytes (chimpanzee), 2724 nucleotides long. RefSeq names its product ADP ribosylation factor like GTPase 14 effector protein (gene ARL14EP). The record is from RefSeq and is a predicted model, not a curated record. NCBI's taxonomy places the organism in Eukaryota, Metazoa, Chordata, Mammalia, Primates, Hominidae. The transcript has 4 exons. Gene Ontology annotation, cellular component: intracellular membrane-bounded organelle. Bases 288 to 1070 code for a protein of 260 amino acids.
ACUUCACGCCGCCCCGCCCCUUCCGUCCCCGGAGGCCGCCAGCCUCGUGUCCGCUCUAGGCUUCUCCCGGACGUCUCUUUGUGGUGGCGUUGAGCUCCUCUAGCCCGCGCUUGCCGUCCUCUCAGUGGUAGCGCGGGGACUGGCUGGGAAGCGGUCGGUCGAGUGUGGCCUGUGUGGACUCGCAUCUUGCCCGAAGCCGGGCGGAGAAGAGAUCAAGCUAAGGGUGAUCAGCCCAUGCCCUAAACCUCCAGACAAAAUAAAACAGGGAAAAUUUGCUAGAAUCAAGAAUGAUGGAUCCAUGUUCAGUUGGAGUCCAGCUUCGUACUACAAAUGAGUGCCAUAAAACCUACUAUACUCGUCACACAGGUUUUAAGACUUUGCAAGAAUUGUCAUCAAAUGAUAUGCUUUUACUUCAACUUAGAACUGGAAUGACACUUUCUGGGAACAAUACAAUUUGCUUUCAUCAUGUAAAAAUUUACAUUGACAGAUUUGAGGAUUUACAGAAGUCAUGUUGUGACCCAUUUAACAUACACAAGAAAUUAGCCAAAAAAAAUUUGCAUGUAAUUGACUUAGAUGAUGCCACUUUUCUGAGUGCUAAAUUUGGAAGACAGCUUGUACCUGGUUGGAAGCUUUGUCCAAAAUGCACACAGAUAAUCAAUGGAAGUGUGGAUGUUGAUACUGAAGACCGCCAGAAAAGGAAACCUGAGUCAGAUGGAAGAACUGCUAAAGCUUUGAGGUCAUUACAAUUUACGAAUCCAGGAAGGCAAACUGAAUUUGCUCCAGAAACUGGUAAAAGAGAAAAAAGAAGGCUUACAAAAAAUGCAAGCGCUGGUUCAGACAGACAAGUGAUACCAGCAAAGAGUAAGGUCUAUGAUAGCCAGGGUCUCCUAAUUUUUAGUGGGAUGGACCUCUGUGACUGCCUGGAUGAAGACUGCUUAGGAUGUUUCUAUGCUUGUCCUGCCUGUGGUUCUACCAAGUGUGGAGCUGAAUGCCGCUGUGACCGCAAGUGGCUGUAUGAGCAAAUUGAAAUUGAAGGAGGAGAAAUAAUUCAUAAUAAACAUGCUGGAUAAUCUGCGGUACCAAACUAUGGAGCCUUUAAAGGUCUUUAUUUCUAAAAAUCUGUUUCUCUAAGAUACAUUUUAAGCUUGAUUAUCAUAUGACAAAGAUUUUAAAACCAUCUCAGUGUGCCCUAAUUUUUCAUCUUGGGUGCUUUAAGAUGCACUAUUUGAUAGAAAUUCAGAUAGGCUAUUUUUCAGUAGUCAGCGUUAAGCCUGUCUGGAUCAAUAUAAACAAGUAGGGUGUAGGCAGUCCUCUAUUUGCAUGUUUCCCAUGGGCACAAAUUUCAGUGACCUAGAUUUAGUUUAAAUACCAGUUUCCUUACCAGGAAGGAAAGAAAACUGGUAAGGAAACUGUUGUUGUUAAAAUCUAGGUUAAAAUUUUAGUUAGCACAUUGUAACUGAGUAAUUACAUGAAGUACAAACCUCUCUGCUAGCUCUUCAGUCUACAAAUCGCUAUGUAAAUAACAGAUAUGCUUCAUGAUUGUGACCAGUCAUGUUAUUUCUUUCAAAUUCUUCCAGUGGUUUGUCCCUGUGCAUCUGUUAAUUCAGUUCACUUACAGCAGAGCAUGUAGUUAUGCUGUCUCUUUGUCAUCUACUUGACAUUCUAUAGAAGUGAACACUCGAAAGAACUGGUCAACAAAGAUGAAAGUGCAGCAAAGCAAUGAAAAAUCAUAACACUGGAAGUGAAAUUUUAAUCAAACAUGAAUUUGUAGAAGAAGUCACUGACCAUGGGAAUGUUGUUCUUGCUGCUGUGUAUUCAUAGGAGCUUAGUGAAGGCAAACUUACCAACACAAAUAAGCAAAGUGGUUGCAAUAAAGACAAAUACAUCCCAGAGGAAGUGAUGGUUAAAAAAAAAAAAACUUUACAUUAAAAGAUAUUUAAUGUGAAUAUAGAAAUAUUUCACAACAUUGAAAGCACAAGCAAUAAAAGGGUGGAAGCUGACCCAAACUUAGAAGGAGUAUGGCAGUUUGCCGUGAACAUAAAAGAUGCUUACUCAGUAUGGUAAGUUACUUGCCAGAAAAAAAGGCAAGCCCUAUUCAAACUACUUUGUUUUUACAAUGAAAUAAAACACUUUAAUUCUAUUUCUAAUGUUUUAAAUUACAGUGUACUAAAUAUUUUUAAACAUUUUUGCAUUUUUUCUACAUUUAUAACUGGUCUUAAGAGUUUUUAAUAUUUGAGCAGAACCUUAAAGGUCAUGGAACAAUCAUCAUUUUCCCCAUUGAUUAUUAAGAUUGCAGGACCAUUUUUAUGGUCCCACAGUACCAUGUGAAAUGAGGAUCGCCUGUAGCUGGGAACAGUGCUUACUUCAGGGAAAACUGAUUUUGAUAGAACCGACUAGUUGAGUAUUAAACUGUUUUGGAAAUAAUUUAUAUAUCUAAGUGCUGAAAUAUAUUUCUCUUCUCCCCACUUAUUCAAAUAAAAAAGUUUUAAUACUAUAAACUUUUCAUUGUUAGUGCCACGCAGUCCUUGUCAAAAUUGUUCUGGGGGACAAAAACUUGAUGUAUAAAGCAUGAAUAUACACACAGUACUUAAACAGAUACCAUAUCUGUGGUAUUAAAAUUUUGGGGGUGGUUGAUUAGGAUUAUAAAAAGACUCCUUAGGGAGUGAUGAUGGAAAAUAGAAACACUGGUUAAUACAGAGUAUAAAUAAAUUUUUUGGAAAUUGA